This is a messenger RNA of Abrus precatorius (Indian licorice), 4329 nucleotides long. Its product is annotated as pleiotropic drug resistance protein 1-like. The transcript is spliced from 22 exons. Gene Ontology annotation, molecular function: ABC-type transporter activity; ATP binding; ATP hydrolysis activity. NCBI's taxonomy places the organism in Eukaryota, Viridiplantae, Streptophyta, Magnoliopsida, Fabales, Fabaceae. Bases 1 to 4329 code for a protein of 1442 amino acids. The record is from RefSeq and is a predicted model, not a curated record. Gene Ontology annotation, cellular component: membrane.
AUGGAGGGAAGUGAUUUAUACAAAGCAAGCACUAGUUUACGAGCGAGUAGUUCAACAGUUUGGAGAAACAGUACUAUGGAGGUAUUCUCAAGGUCUUCAAUGCGUGAAGAAGAAGAUGAUGAAGAAGCUCUAAAAUGGGCUGCACUAGAAAAACUCCCUACUUACAACCGUUUAAGGAAAGGGUUGUUGACCAAUUCACGUGGAAUCGCCAAUGAGAUUGAUAUUACUGAUCUUGGAUCUCAAGAAAGACAGAAAUUGUUGAACAGGUUGGUCAAUGUUGCUGAAGAGGACAAUGAGAAGUUUUUGUUGAAGCUGAAGGAACGAAUAGAUAGAGUUGGGAUUGAUAUUCCAACAAUUGAAGUUCGUUAUGAGCACUUAAAUGUUGAGGCAGAGGCUUAUGUGGGAAGCAGGGCUUUGCCAACUUUCCUGAACUUUGUUACCAAUAUAGUGGAGAGCUUUUUAACUUCUCUCCAUAUUCUCUCAAGCAAAAAGAAACACAUGACUAUCCUUAAAGAUGUUAGUGGAAUCAUCAAACCUCGGAGGAUGACAUUGCUUUUAGGUCCUCCAAGUUCAGGAAAGACCACACUCCUUUUGGCCUUGUCAGGAAAACUUGAUCCAACUCUGAAGGUAUCUGGGAGAGUGACUUAUAAUGGGCAUGGAAUGAAUGAAUUUGUACCUCAGAGAACUGCUGCCUAUAUCAGCCAACAUGAUGUUCAUGUUGGAGAAAUGACUGUGAGGGAAACCUUAGCUUUCUCUGCAAGGUGCCAAGGGGUUGGAUCACGUUAUGACUUGCUAUCUGAGUUGACUAGAAGAGAAAAAGAAGCAAAUAUUAAGCCGGACCGGGAUAUUGAUGUCUACAUGAAGGCAGCUACAACAGGAGGGCAAGAGGCAAGUCUAGUAACUGAUUAUGUACUAAAGAUUUUGGGAUUGGAUAUAUGUGCUGAUACAAUGGUUGGGGAUGAAAUGCUGCGUGGUAUAUCUGGAGGUCAAAGGAAGCGAGUUACUACAGGAGAAAUGUUGGUUGGACCAGCUAAUGCUCUUUUCAUGGAUGAAAUAUCCACUGGCUUAGACAGUUCCACAACUUUUCAAAUUGUGAACUCUCUCAAGCAAUAUGUUCACAUUCUUAAUGAAACUGCUGUUAUCUCCCUACUCCAGCCAGCACCAGAGACCUAUGAACUUUUUGAUGACAUUGUUCUUAUCACUGAUGGUGUCAUUGUCUAUCAAGGACCUCGUGAAUACAUUCUUGAAUUUUUUGAAUCUAUGGGGUUUAAAUGUCCUGAGAGGAAAGGUGUUGCUGACUUUCUUCAAGAAGUAACUUCAAUAAAGGAUCAACAACAGUAUUGGAUGCGCAGAGAUGAACCGUAUAGUUUUGUAACUGGUACUCAAUUUGCUGAGGCAUUUCAGUCAUUCCAUGUUGGAAGGAGAAUUGGAGAAGAACUUGCAAUUCCAUUUGAUAAGUCUAAGAAUCACCCUGCUGCAUUAACCACUAAAAAAUAUGGCGUUGAAAAGAAGGAAUUAUUAAAGGCUAACUUCUCAAGAGAGUAUUUGCUUAUGAAAAGAAAUUCAUUCGUUUACAUCUUCAAGAUAUGUCAGCUCUCUAUAAUGGCUAUAAUAACAAUGACACUAUUUCUACGAACUGAGAUGCACCGAGAUUCCUUGGAUGAUGGAGGUGUUUAUGCUGGAGCUUUAUUUUUUACUGUGGGAAUGAUUAUGUUUAAUGGAAUGCCUGAGAUUUCAAUGACAAUUGCAAAGCUUCCUAUUUUCUAUAAGCAACGAGAUCUUCUGUUUUAUCCCUCCUGGGCAUAUGGGAUACCUACAUGGAUACUCAAAAUCCCUGUUACAUUUGUGGAAGUUGCAAUUUGGGUAUUUUUCACCUAUUAUGUAAUUGGAUUUGAUCCAAAUGUUGGGAGAUUAUUUAAGCAGUACCUUUCGUUAUUAUUGAUACAUCAGAUGGCUUCUGGAUUGUACCGAGCUAUUGCAGCAUUGGGUAGGAACAUAAUUGUAGCCAACACAUUUGGGUCCUUUGCAGUUCUUAUACUGCUUACAUUGGGUGGCUUCAUUUUGUCAAGAAAGGAUAUCAAGGGUUGGUGGAUUUGGGGUUACUGGAUUUCACCUUUGAUGUAUGGACAGAAUGCAAUAGUGGUGAAUGAGUUCCUUGGAAAUAGUUGGAACCAUUUUACGCCAAAUUCAAACAAGACACUGGGAAUUCAAGUUUUAGAGUCUCGUGGAUUCUUCACACAUGCAUAUUGGUAUUGGAUAGGAGUUGGGGCAUUGAUUGGAUUUAUAUUCCUUUUUAAUAUUGUAUAUACGGUGGCUCUCACUUUCCUCAAUCCAUUUGAGAAGCCACAGGCAACAAUAAAUGAAGAAUCAGAAGGAAAUGCACCUCAUUAUAGAGCCCAAGAAGUUGAAUUACCAAGUAUAGGUAAGAGCUUCCACUAUCAUGCAGAAAAUUCAAGGAAAGUGGAUGGUAUUGUGGAUUCUAGCCAUGGAAAUAAAAAAGGAAUGAUUCUUCCUUUUGAACCACAUUCUAUCACCUUUGAUCAAGUCGUAUACUCAGUGGACAUGCCACAAGAAAUGAAGGAUCAAGGUGUAGUAGAGGAUAAGUUAGUACUUCUAAAGGGUGUCAGUGGUGCAUUCAGACCUGGUGUUCUUACAGCUUUGAUGGGUGUAAGUGGAGCAGGUAAAACUACUUUGAUGGAUGUUUUGGCUGGGAGGAAAACUGGAGGAUACAUUGAUGGGAGCAUAAAAGUUUCUGGUUACCCCAAAAAGCAAGAAACAUUUGCUCGAAUCUCUGGUUAUUGUGAGCAGAAUGAUAUCCACUCUCCUCAAGUUACUGUUUUUGAGUCCUUGCUCUAUUCAGCAUGGCUUCGUUUACCAGCUGAAGUUGAUUCUAACACAAGAAAAAUGUUCAUUGAGGAAGUCAUGGAACUAGUGGAGCUAAAACCGUUGAGGAACUCAUUAGUUGGUUUGCCUGUUGUGAAUGGUCUCUCAACAGAACAACGCAAAAGGCUAACAAUUGCAGUUGAAUUAGUGGCUAAUCCAUCCAUAAUUUUCAUGGAUGAGCCUACUUCUGGAUUAGAUGCUAGAGCUGCUGCAAUAGUUAUGAGAACAGUUAGGAACACGGUUGACACAGGAAGAACAGUUGUUUGCACCAUCCAUCAGCCAAGCAUUGACAUAUUUGAAGCUUUUGAUGAGUUGUUCCUAAUGAAGCGUGGAGGACAAGAAAUAUAUGUUGGGCCAUUGGGUCGCCAUUCCAGUCAAUUGAUCAAGUAUUUUGAGAGCAUCGAAGGGGUUAGUAAAAUCAAAGAUGGCUAUAACCCGGCAACUUGGAUGUUGGAAGUUACAACUUCAGCGCAAGAACUUAAUUUAGGUGUUGAUUUUCAUGAGAUAUACAAAAAUUCUGAGCUCCAUAGGAGAAACAAGCAACUUAUAGCACAACUUAGCAACCCCACUCCUGGUUCAAAAGAUCUUCAUUUCCCUACUCAAUACUCACAGUCACUAUGGGUCCAAUGCCUAGCUUGCUUAUGGAAACAACAUUGGUCAUAUUGGCGCAACCCACCAUACACUGCUGUUAGGUUUUUCUUCACAACUUUCAUAGCCUUAAUAUUUGGAACCAUGUUCUGGGACCUUGGAGGAAAAUACUCAAAUAGGCAAGACCUGUUUAAUGCCAUGGGUUCAAUGUAUACUGCGGUUCUCUUCCUUGGUGUCCAGAAUUCUGCUUCUGUGCAACCAGUGGUAGCAGUUGAGAGAACUGUCUUUUAUAGAGAAAGAGCUGCUGGAAUGUAUUCUGCUUUACCCUAUGCACUUGCACAGGUUAUAAUAGAGCUACCUUAUGUUCUUGCCCAAUCUGUAACAUAUGGUGUCAUAGUUUAUGCCAUGAUUGGGUUUGAGUGGACUUUAGAGAAAUUCUUUUGGUAUAUGUUUUUCAUGUACUUCACAUUGUGCUACUUCACCUUCUAUGGCAUGAUGUCCGUGGCAGUUACCCCAAAUCACCAUGUUGCUUCAGUUGUGGCUGCUGCAUUUUAUGCAAUGUGGAACCUCUUUUCAGGAUUUGUCAUCCCACGACCUAGGAUUCCUGUAUGGUGGAAGUGGUAUUACUGGGCAUGUCCCGUGGCAUGGACUAUAUAUGGAUUGGUUGCAUCGCAAUUUGGAGAUAUCACAAACAUGAUGGAAUCAGAAAAUAAGUCGGUGCAAGAGUUCAUAAGAAGUUAUUUUGGAAUCAAACAUGAUUUCAUUGGAGUUUGUGCAGUUGUGGUUUUUGGGACUGCAGUGCUCUUUGCCUUUAUUUUUGCUGUCUCGAUCAAGGUCUUCAACUUCCAAAGGCGAUAG